This is a messenger RNA of Dufourea novaeangliae, 2446 nucleotides long. RefSeq names its product E3 ubiquitin-protein ligase UHRF1-like (gene UHRF1). Lineage: Eukaryota; Metazoa; Arthropoda; Insecta; Hymenoptera; Halictidae. Gene Ontology annotation, biological process: protein ubiquitination; negative regulation of gene expression via chromosomal CpG island methylation. The record is from RefSeq and is a predicted model, not a curated record. Gene Ontology annotation, molecular function: ubiquitin protein ligase activity; protein binding; metal ion binding.
GUUACAUUUUACCUGAGCUGACCUGAGCUAUUGUUAAUGUUAGUAGCUUUCGUUGAAUAUACGCUUUCGUGUGUUAUUUAUUAAUUGAUGCGUUAAAGAAAGAACAAAGAACGUUUGGUUCCCAUAACUAUUCAAUCAAUAAAACGCAUUAAAAUGUAUGUUAAAGUAAGGACGAUUGAUGGUAAACAGGAGGCGAUAUUGACUAUUUCUAAAUUAACGGAGGUGGAAGAUCUAAAGCGUGAAAUUGAAGAAGAAUUAAAUGUAACAGUUGAUUCACAAAGAUUAUUUUUCCGUGGAAAACAAUUAGAAAAUGGUUAUAAGCUUUAUGAUUAUAAUGUUAACUUAAAUGAUGUAAUUCAGUUAAUGGUGAAAGCAAAUACUGAUGAUAUAGAAAGUAAACCUACCUCUAGCAGUAGUAGUACCACAACUAGUACUAGCUCUAAUUCUAAAGAAAGUAUAGAUAAUUCUAACGAAGAUGAAGGGCUCAUUGAGGCUGAGAGUUUGUAUUAUAAAGUUGGAGAUGCUGUGGAUUGUCUUGAUCAGACUUAUGGGGCUUGGUUUGAAGCAACGAUACUAAAAAUUUUUAAAAAAGAAGACAAUAUUAUAUACCAUAUUCAAUGGGAAUUUGACGACAAAGCUCCAUCUUUUAAUGUACCUGAAUUAUCUGUAAGGCCACGUGCUAGGCAUCUUAUACAAAUUGAUGCAUUAAAAAUAGGUCAGAAAGUGAUGAUUAAUCAUAAUGUUGAUGAUCCCAAAGAGACAGGAUUAUGGUAUGACUUUACAAUAUCAAAAGUAGAGAAGAAUAAAAGAGCACAAAAACUUACUGGGACAUUGCACAUUGGAAGGGAUCAACCUCUUGAGAAUCGCAAAGUAAAUCCAAAAGGUGAGAUUUUUGUCAUAGAAGAGCCAAAGCUUCUUAAAGAAAGAACCCCCGAAGAUGAGCAACAAAUGAUCAGUAACGGUAAACGAAGACGCGUACAAGCUACUUGUAAUGCAUGUUUGGAUAAUCCUCGCAAAAAAGAGGACGAACACAAUCUUCUAUUGUGCGACGAAUGUAAUUCUGCGUAUCAUCUACGUUGUUUGAAUCCUCCGUUAACGUCAAUACCGGAAGAAGAUUAUUGGUACUGUCCAGAAUGUAAAAACGAUGAAAAUGAAAUAGUGAAGGCAGGUGACAAAUUGAAGCAGACGAAAAAGAAAAAAACUGAAAAUAGCAGUAGUAAACGAGACUGGGGCAAGGGAAUGGCGUGUGUCGGAAGGACCAAAGAAUGUAGCAUUGUUCCACCUAAUCAUCGGGGCCCCAUUCCGGGGGUAGAAGUUGGAAUGUGCUGGAUGUAUAGAGUACAGGUGUCUGAAGUUGGAGUGCACAGACCACACAUAGCUGGCAUUCAUGGACGAGAAACAGACUGUGCGUAUUCUAUUGUGUUGUCCGGUGGAUACGAGGAUGACAUAGACAACGGUGAUGAAUUCAUGUAUACUGGCUCUGGAGGAAGGGAUCUGUCAGGAAACAAGAGAACGGCCGAACAGAGUUGUGAUCAGACAUUGACUAGAAUGAAUAAAGCAUUAGCGGUAAAUUGCAAUGCUAAAUUGAAUGCAACAGUUGGCGCUACAGCUGAAGAAUGGAGGGGCGGGAUACCUGUAAGAGUGGUCAGAAAUUUCAAGCUCGCUAAACAUAGUAAAUACGCGCCUGAAGAAGGCAAUAGGUAUGAUGGUACUUACAAGGUGGUAAAGUAUUAUCCAGAUACAGGUAAAAGUGGUUUUCGUGUGUGGAGAUACCUAUUGAGAAGGGAUGACCCAGCACCCGCGCCAUGGACUAAAGAGGGUAAAGCACGAAUAUCUGCGCUUGGUUUCAAACCAAUGUAUCCAGACGGAUACUUAGAAGCAAUGGCGAAGAAUAAGACAGGUAAGAAACGGACUGAGAUAACGGAGGGAGAAGAAAAUUCUAAUGCUGGGAGGAAGCAAGAACCUCCGAAGAAAAAGCAGAAGCGUGAAGUUUAUGAAAUCGAAAGUAAAGUUGCUAAACUUAUGGAAGAAGAUCCAGAAAAUACAAAAUUGUGGGACGAAUGUCGCUCAGUUUUAUCAAAUGGAAAAGCUGCAUUUUUGCAAAAAGUGACAGAACGAUUUACAUGUCCCUGCUGUUUGGAACUGGUUUUCGAUCCAGUAACGACGCCCUGUACACAUAAUAUUUGUCGCAAUUGUUUACAACGAAGUUUUUCGUCUGGUGUACUUUAUUGUCCAUCAUGCCGUCAUGUAUUAGACAAAAAUUAUAAGAUGGAAGUUAAUCAGUCUUUAUCUUCUGCCCUGCUAUUGCUUUACCCAGGCUACGAGGGUGGCAGAUAACGUUAAUUUCUUAUAAAACAAUUAUCAUUGAUACACGAAUCAAUAUGCGCUUACACUGAAUUAAAUGUUUCUAAGUACAAUUUACAUUUUCAUGAUAAAAUAUACUGGA